UACAGGAGCACCAAGGAUAUGACUCCAUCAGACUACGUGACAAGCGCCAAUACAAUUCCUGGCGCAUCGCUGACCGACUAUUUCCAGUGUCUGUCUGAUUCGCUAGAAUGUGAAAUAAGCGACUCCAGCCCUGUGCAACGCAGAUUAAAGCCCCUUAAUGGUGGUGGGUUUCGACUGGAGCUGGUGAUGACUCUCCAAUUUCUUCGAUCUACGUGGGUGGUGAAGUAUGCGUUUGAUCUCGAGCCUGUGCCGUUGGAGCGGAUUGAUGUGGUGGAGUCAAAUUUGCGUGACCAGCAGGAUGCGUUGGAGCGGAUUCGUGGAGAGCUGAGUGCCGCACAAACGCCCCCUUUUCUUCGGCUCGAGGCAUCUCGCACACGGCAGUACUCGACACUCUCCUGUCUCGAGUCGAGAUUGUGCUGGAACAAGGCUCACUGUGCAGAGUUUGCUGUGAAUGGCGAGGAUGGGGUGAUUAAGAUUCUCCGGCAGGGGGUUUACAGAAUUGGGGGAGUCGUCAACUGUGCGCCCACAAGCUACGGCAAGACUGUCAUGUUGCUAAAGAAUGGCGUCUGCAUCCAGCAAAACUACUGCGCAUACAUGGGAAGCAACCAUUAUGUGUCCACAUCUCUGGAUGCAAUCGUACUUUUGGAGGAAGGAGACAUGCUGACGAUCACCUGUGGCACCAAGACUGUCACGACCUCGUACUGCUCGAUCGUUGGUAUCGUAGCUUGA
This is a messenger RNA of Phytophthora sojae, 729 nucleotides long. RefSeq lists its product as hypothetical. The record is from RefSeq and is a predicted model, not a curated record. The transcript is spliced from 2 exons. The annotation marks the transcript as partial. NCBI's taxonomy places the organism in Eukaryota, Oomycota, Peronosporomycetes, Peronosporales, Peronosporaceae. Gene Ontology annotation, molecular function: protein binding.